AUGCCGAGUGCAUACGCUCACCUUGUCUUGCUUUCAUUUGGGAAACAGGUCGACAGAGCUCACUACGCCCCCCACUCCCCCUACGAAGACUCGCCGCAGUACAUCGGCCAUGAGGCAACCAUUUCUGCACCACACAUGCAUGCCAUGGCCAUGGAGAACCUGCUCCACUACCUCACGCCCUCUGCGGCCUCCCCGGCUCCCCGAGUCCUUGACAUCGGCUCCGGAUCGGGCUACCUGACGCACCUCUUCGCCGAACUCGUUGGCGAAAGGGGUCUUGUAGUUGGGCUGGAGCACAUCCCCGCACUGCGCCAGAUUGGCGAGGAGAACAUGCGCAAGAGCACCGAGGGCAUGAAGCUGCUGGACUCUGGAAAGGUCAAGUUCAGAGUUGGCGACGGGAGAUUGGGGCUCAAGGAGCCCGCGAGACGUGGCGAGGAGGCGCACGGGACAGACUGGGACGUGAUUCAUGUCGGUGCCAGCGCAAAGGAGCUGCACCAGGCGUUGCUGGACCAGUUGAAGGCACCAGGGUGCAUGUUUAUCCCUAUUGACGACGACCCCAGUGGCGUGAUGCAAUCUGUUUGGCGCAUUUCCAAAGACAAGGAGGGCAAGGUGACCAAGAAGAAUAUCUGUGGUGUUCGCUAUGUCAAGUUGACGGAUCCCCCGACAUAA
Messenger RNA from Metarhizium acridum CQMa 102, 666 nucleotides. RefSeq lists its product as uncharacterized. Lineage: Eukaryota; Fungi; Ascomycota; Sordariomycetes; Hypocreales; Clavicipitaceae. Gene Ontology annotation, biological process: protein modification process. Gene Ontology annotation, molecular function: protein-L-isoaspartate (D-aspartate) O-methyltransferase activity. The record is from RefSeq and is a predicted model, not a curated record. Gene Ontology annotation, cellular component: cytoplasm.